Archocentrus centrarchus (flier cichlid) is the source of this 5048-nucleotide messenger RNA. RefSeq names its product transferrin receptor 1b (gene tfr1b). Bases 69 to 2357 code for a protein of 762 amino acids. The record is from RefSeq and is a predicted model, not a curated record. Lineage: Eukaryota; Metazoa; Chordata; Actinopteri; Cichliformes; Cichlidae. Gene Ontology annotation, cellular component: external side of plasma membrane. The transcript has 19 exons. Gene Ontology annotation, biological process: intracellular iron ion homeostasis; iron ion transport.
CAGUGGAGGAGACUCUACCAGGAAGCAGCGGGGUUUUGCGGAGUGUCGAGAACCAAGAAACGGCAGCGAUGGAUCAAAUGAGGUCGGCGUUUAACGGGGUGGUUAAAAGCGUACGUUACAGCAGGUUCACCCUGCAGCCGACAGACAGCGGAGAAAGGCACGCUGAGGUCAAACUGUCUGACGAUGGCACUGAGGAAAUCACAGAAGUGGAGGCCGGGGGCUCUCCGAGCUUCAGGCCAGCACUUCCAAAUCGUAGUCGCCGUAGCAUUGCCUACCUUGUCCUGGGAACCCUGCUGAUAUUUAUCACUGGCUAUCUGGUUGGUUAUUUCAUUCACCGUAAAUAUCAAGUGGAGUCAGUGAACUGCAGCCCGCCGAGAAAUGAGACGGCAGGGAAGCAGUCUGUGCCGACACAAGCCCCGGGUGUGCAACCUCCAGAUGAGGUUGAGAUGGACUUCAAGACCAUCUCUCAACUUCUUGCGAAGAAAAUGACCAAAGAGGCCUUUGAAAAGACGCUCAGGCGCUUUGAUCUGCCCAACCGUUCAGCCGGAAGUGAUGAAGAUAUGAGUCUGGCAAACCGCAUCUUUGAUGGAUUCAAGGAACUGGAGAUGGAUCCCUGGACAGACAUCCACUAUGUUCAGCUGCCCAUGGCAGACAGGCAGAAGCCAAACAAAGUUCAGUUUGGUGCAGAGGUUUUUAACCUUGCUGGAUUUCUGGCCUACAGUGUUCCUGGCAGAGUUCAGGGCAAACUGGUGUAUGGCAACUAUGGUCGUAAAGAGGACCUGGACGUCGUGCAGAAGAACAACGUUGAGCUGAAAGGCUGCGUGCUGCUCGUCCGUGCCGGAAAGAUCAGUUUUGCAGAGCAGGUGGAUAACGCAGGAAAGAAAGGCGCGUCUGCUGUUCUAAUCUUCCCUGAUUUUGAGGAUUACGAAUAUCAAUCUGAGACCGCGCUCUAUGGACACGUCCAUCUGGGCUCAGGUGACCCCUACACCCCUGGAUUCCCUUCCUUCAACCACACCCAGUUUCCCCCAACUCAGUCGUCUGGCCUCCCCAAAAUCCUCGCUCAGACCAUCACCUGCAACAUUGCUUUAAAACUUAUACAGAAAAUUGGCGGUCCUGAACCAGAUGCUGCAAGUGGAUUUAAAGGUAGUUUCAAGUCAGUGAUUUACAGCCUGGGAGGCGUCGAGAACAUCACUGUGGAGGUGAACAAUGUGCUGGUCAACAAGGAGCUCCAUAACGUGUUUGGGGUGAUCAAAGGAUUCGAUGAUCCCGAUCGCUACAUUGUCCUGGGAGCUCAGAGGGACGCCUGGGGUAGCGGUUACACCAGAGCCACUGUUGGCACUUCAGUACUAACGGAGCUGGCCAAGGCUUUCCAUGAGAUGGUGGAGAAUGAUGGGUUCAGGCCCAGGAGGAGCCUGGUGUUUGCAAGCUGGAGCGCAGGAGAGUAUGGAAGUAUUGGCGCCACCGAGUGGCUGGAGGGUUACAUGGCCUCUAUUGACAAAAGUGUCUUCACCUACAUAAGCCUGGAUGGUGUGGUCAUGGGUAAGGGAGGCUUUAUGGCCUCAGCGAGUCCGCUGCUCUACAGCCUCCUUGAGACCACAAUGAAAGAGGUGAAUAGUCCUUUUAGUGCUGAAACUAUGUACAACAUGGCAGGAAAAACCAAGUGGGAGGCUAAUGUAAUGAGGCCGAUGACUAUAGAUGACCCAGCCUAUCCCUUCUUGGCUUUCUCUGGAAUUCCCUCUGUCUCCUUCCACUUCAUCACACCCAAUUCUGAGGUCUACACUUAUUAUGGCACCCACUUGGACAACGUGGAGCAGCUCAGUUAUAAAACCAACCAACGGACCGGCGAGAUCACGGUGGCGGCGGCGCAGUUUGCCGGUCAGAUGGCUCUGCACCUGGUUCAUGACCACCUGCUGAGCUUGGACAUGAACAGAUACAGCAACACCCUCACCAAGGCUGUGGUCCAAGUCUAUAGACACAUCCAGCGGCUCUCACAGUCUGGUAAGCUAAAGGAUUUGAGUCCCAACUGGUUGAACCGCGCGCGAGGCUCCUUCCAGCGCGCUGCUCGAGGCAUCUACGAUGACAUCGCCAGCACCAACUUGGAUGACAAAGAGGCCUGUCGAAUCCUCAACGACAGGAUCAUGAGGGUCGAGCACAACCUCCUGUCUCCGUAUGUGUCCCCUGUCGAGGUUCCCUUCCGUCACCUCCUGUUUGGGCGGGGCUCCCACACUCUGGCGUCCAUCUCUGAGGCCACUGACAUGGACGAGCUCCGCACCCAGCUGGCCCUGGCCACCUGGAACUUGCAGGGAUGUGCCAAUGCCAUGGUGGGAGACAUCUGGGACCUCGAUGAAGAAAUUUAAAUCAGGGAUGCAGAGAUGCGAGGGUGGCAGUUGUUUGCAUGUGCGGGUUUUUUUUUUGUUUUGUUUUUGUUUUUUUAAAGUAAAUUUGAGGUGAAAGCGUAGCGCUCCAGUAUCAGCACUUAAAAGCACAAGUCGUUAGUCAGAAGCCCCAUCUUUCAUAUACAGGCUUAUGUUCAAAAAUGAAUUUCACAAAAAUCCUCAAAGAGAUGGAAAAAGUAUUUAACAUAGAGCUAAAAAACUGUGAACAAGCACUACUUGAAAAAAAUUACACGCUACUGACAAAUCCACCUCCUCUCUGACAUGCCAACUCCGUCAAAGCUCUUGCUGCGGCCACUUGCCAUCAGAGCACUGAAAGACCUUAUUUGUACUUGUUUUUUUAUUAUUAUUAUUAUUGUUAUUUAUCAGUGGCAGUGUCCACUAUAAAGCUUGUCUUUUUAUACGACGUUAUCGGAAGCAGUGCCUUCCAUAAUUAUGACUGUUAUACUGUCAAAACCUACAGCAGCAUCUGCUACAAAAAUGACUCCAAUUAUUGCUGAAAAAACAGAGCCUGGUAAAAUUAGGCUCCUUUCUGCCCUCUGUUUCAUCCUUCAGCCUGGAGCUCUUGAAACAGCAGGUUUUCAGAGAUGGCCAAAAAUGACUUUCCUCUUUUAGAAGGGAGAAAUUAAGGGUAGAAAAUUUGUAUCUUUGUAGAGGCCAAGUCAGUUUUUCACUGUUUUUUUUUUUUCCAAAGCCAGACUAGAGCUGGCAGGAAAACAAAAACUGUCUGAAUACUGUGGAAAAUUAUCUCUUUACUUGUGGUUUAAAAAAAAAAAAAAAGUAUUUAAGUGGAUUUAUUCUGCAAUUGGUGGCAAAGGGAAUGUCACAUUUAAAAUUUAGAAAACAAAAGCCACAGGCACAAAAUUAAAUCCCCUGAGCUGAUUGGUUACAUAAUUUGCAAAAGAGACAUUUAUGUUGCACACUCUACUUUGGAGCAUUUAAUGAGAUCGUAACGCAUUAUCGGGAGCAGUGCCUUCCAUAAUUAAAACUCAUUAUCGGGAGCAGUGUCUUCCAUAAUGAUAAACAGUGACGGUAGUUUUUGCCUACCAUUGUGUGUGUUUUUUGUAUAUGUGUAUUUAUCGAGAGCAGUGUCUCUCAUAUUUCACUUGAAAGGUGGAACAACUUAUCGGGAACAGUGUUUCCCAGAGUUUUAUACUUGACAUAUUUAUUUGUUUUGGGUGUUUGUAGGCAUUGUCCUCUCUGUCCUCCACAGUGUGUGCGCUCUUUGAGUUCCUACUGUUUUUGUCUGUGCAUACACUUCCUAUUGAAUACUACGGUCUAAUUAUAAUGAGCCUCAUUUGGGCAGGAUUAACCGUACAAGGGGAGGUGGGACAUGAAGACAUUAUUCCAAACAGCGCUUUAACAAUCAUGUAGUUUUGAUCGAUUCAGUCUUCAAGCAGAAUAAUUAGAUUGAUGGGAGAAUAUAAUUCAAGCUGUUUGUCAUUUAUAUUAGCCAUAAAUCAGCUGAGAAAUCUUAGAGGAGAAAUACUCACUCACAUUUUUAACUUUUCUUCAGUAUGAAUUUAUCCUUUGGUAGCUGUGUCUGUGCCUAUAGUGAUUGCAAUCAUGGCCAAUUCUGCAUACUUUUAAUGGUGAUAAAAUGUAAUCAGGAGUGUCAGUACCUGCAUCAGAUGCAAAAGUUUGCUUUGAGUUUUGUCCAUUUUUUUCCUAAUUUGACCAAACUGCAACUCUCUGACCUUUUCAUCAAGGUCAAGGCAAAGUGGUAAGGAAAAGUAGAGGGGAGGUAUGGGCUCUGAGUCUGUCAAUCUAAUAACAUCCCCCCAGUAGCCCGUUGGGUGAGCUUUUACAUGAUCUCACUCUGCUAAAAGCUGUGGUUUCCAUCACCAGAUUACUUUAUAUUGAGCAGACUUGUAAAAAGGUUGAAGAACAGUCAAGUUGAAUUUAAAAUUCAGACAUUUCAUUGACACAAUAGAAAACUUCUGCUUUAAUUGUAUUUUUUAACCACCUACUGCCUCCCCUGAAGAAUGAAAUCCAGUUCAAAUGAGACUUUUAGUCCUCACUUUAUUUAGCAUCUGAACACACAGUGAAGGAUGUUUAAAUCAGUGCACUGUAUUCAUUAUAGCUAUAGCAACAAACCUGGUCUGUCAGACUUGUGACCUCCUAACCUCUCUCCUUUGUUAGUAACUGUAAGCACGACAGAUUAAUUCACUUGCAUGGGUUUUCUCCUCACUGCAUGUUACUGAGGUGUAGCUCAGUCAAACCUUACUACAACGUUUCACAUGUCCAGAUUAGGUUUAUUUGUGGUUGUGUUUGCUGAUUUGGUUACAAUUUCAAUCAUACUUUUUCUCUAAUUGUUACCAGCCCUCUGAAUCAGAAGAUUUAAAACUAUAAAACUGCAUCAAUGUCAUUUAAAUCCAGAUAGUAGUAAUUCUGUCAAACUGUCGCUGAAGAACUGAUUCAUGAUUUAAGUUCACUUAAUUCAUCAGUUCAGCUGUUCCUGCUACACCUGGAUUGUUUAUCAUUCAUGUGAUAGAAGAAUGGAUUUCUCUGCAUCCUGAGCUGCAAAUUUGAUCAUUGGAAAACUUUUUGCUCAGUGUGUUGCUGAAAAAUAUUGACUAUGAUUUCUGUACUUCAGAGGUUGCCAUUAUGUUUGUGACUUCCAUGUUCUGCAGAAAAGUGUAAUAAACCCUUUGG